AUGUCCAUUGGUGUUCCCAUAAAAGUCCUUCAUGAAGCUGAAGGUCAUAUUGUCACUUGUGAAACCAUCACUGGUGAGGUGUAUCGUGGCAAAUUGGUUGAAGCUGAAGAUAACAUGAACUGCACUUUCAGUGCUAUCACAGUGACACAUCGUGAUGGAAGGCAAUCCCAGCUGGAGACUGUUUACAUUCGUGGCUCCAAAAUCAAGUUCCUUAUUCUACCUGAUAUGUUGAAGAAUGCUCCCAUGUUCAAGAACCAAGGUCCAGGUGCAAAACGGGGUGGUGGAGGAAUGGCAGCUAGAGGGAAAUCUGCCAUUCUGCGAGCACAGGCUGCUCGAGGUGGGCGUGGUCGUGGAGGGCCAGGAAUGCGGGGUGGCUUCCGUGGUCGUGGUGGUGGCGGUGGCGAUCGUGGUGGCGGCGGUGACCGUGGUGGAGGUGGUGGAGGACCUUGGGGUCCAAGGCGAUAA
Molecule: messenger RNA, 465 nt
Organism: Darwinula stevensoni
Lineage: Eukaryota; Metazoa; Arthropoda; Ostracoda; Podocopida; Darwinulidae
Source: the annotation of a GenBank genome assembly